UCUCGUCCAAGGUGUGCGCGGUUGCUGCAGGCGCUUCAUACCGUCUCCGGCGGCAAAGGGUGUUCCCUGUGAUUCUUCGGACGACGUGAACAGAGAUGGCCACCGACAAGGAUGAGCUGGUGCAGCGGGCCAAGCUGGCCGAACAGGCUGAGCGGUAUGAUGACAUGGCCGCCGCCAUGAAAAAUGUCACAGAAACAGGCAAUGAACUCAGCAAUGAGGAGCGGAACCUGUUGUCUGUGGCCUACAAGAACGUCGUUGGCGCCCGGCGGAGUUCGUGGAGGGUCAUCUCAAGCAUAGAACAGAAGACUGAAGGCAGCGAGAAGAAGCAACAGAUGGCGAAGGAGUACAGAGAGAAGGUGGAGAAGGAGCUCCGGGAAAUCUGCAAUGACGUCCUGGCCCUGCUGGACAAGUUCCUCAUCCCCAAGGCGUCAACGGCCGAGUCACAGGUGUUCUACCUGAAGAUGAAGGGCGACUACUACCGGUACCUGGCCGAGGUGGCCACCGGCGACGCCCGGACCGCUGUUGUCUCCGACAGCCAGAAGGCAUAUCAGGACGCUUUUGAUAUUGCCAAGUCCAAGAUGCCCUCGACGCAUCCUAUCAGGCUCGGUCUGGCCCUCAACUUUUCAGUUUUCUACUACGAAAUCAUUAACUCACCCGAUAGGGCUUGCCACUUGGCAAAGCAGGCGUUCGAUGACGCAAUCGCAGAGCUCGACACGUUAAGUGAAGACAGCUACAAAGAUUCAACCCUCAUCAUGCAGUUGUUGAGGGAUAACCUAACGUUGUGGACGUCAGACGCUCAGGGCGAGGGAGAUGAGCAGCAAGAGGGUGGCGACAACUGAUGAACUUAAUUGAACUGUCGUGUGAACUAUGUAUUGAGCGUGCGGAUCGCGCCUGGGCAGGAGGUCUCGGAUCUACACGUCUACUCCUCGCUGUGCUCGGUCCGGCCAGAUCAGGAAUGCCCGCUUCGAGAGUGCUUUCUUUUGUAAAGGCUGGUUCAGUAUGGGCAAUGUGACACUGUUGGGUGGUGUUCAUGCAGCAGAACGGGGAUUCAAAAACACCGCGGCGAAGUCCCGGAGAGGCGGGAGGCGAACCUGACGCCGCCUCGUAGGUCAUUCCAUUUGCACCUAUUAUGUCAGUGUAAGUGAUUGCGUUGCUAACAUCUGCAAACUUUGCUCACAAGUUUUAUAAGCCAGCAGAGGUAGAUAGUUGUUUUCUUACCAAAGUUUGCAUGUUUUGUUCGUAACCUGCCGUUGCUGAUGUGUUUGGAAAUCUUGCUUUUGGGCAAGCGUUUUGACCGACGGCAUGUGUCUAAAUUGGGAAGUGUGACUACCUUUUGCCCGGGCAAGUGCAGAAUCACGACGCCGAACUUCCCCUGCGUAUUGGAAUGGAUUGGUCCCGUUCUGCGCAAAUAGGGUUUUGCCCGGGUCUCACUGCAAUCGAUCAAAGCGAAAUCGGCGCGUGCUGCUGUUUGAUCGAAACGAAUGACUUUAUCAGAUGCCGUAUAUGUUAUGUUGAAUGUGGAGUAGUUGUCAACUAUUUUUGGCUCGAAAUUUGCUGUUUCAGCGCGUCCGCUAGUUGGCUGUAAUUUGUCCGAUUUGUCACUAUUCCUCGUACCGGUAAACAAUAUAAAACACAAAAUUCGG
Pollicipes pollicipes is the source of this 1643-nucleotide messenger RNA. Its product is annotated as 14-3-3 protein zeta. The record is from RefSeq and is a predicted model, not a curated record. The coding region runs from base 96 to 839 and encodes 247 amino acids. The transcript has 7 exons. Lineage: Eukaryota; Metazoa; Arthropoda; Thecostraca; Pollicipedomorpha; Pollicipedidae.